AUGGCGCCGCUCUGCUGUACCUUUUACCGUGCCGUCCUGAUUACGUUUCCCGCGAUCUGGCUGUUCUCGUCGUCAGGCGGAGGAGCCUGGACGGUGAUUCUUCCACCACCACGAACACUGACGGAGGCGGCCUCCUUCACACGUGCGCACCACUACCCAGACUCGCACGUGCCACCGCUCGUCGUCAUUCGUCCUUCUCUUCCCCAGUCCCACCACGCGCCCGUGGCAAUCUCCCCGCCAAAGCAGUUUCCCUUUAAAUUUCCAGCUCCUUCUCCACUCUUCCUCCGCCGCACUCCACCGACCUCCGACGAUAAGAAGAAGAAGAAGGACUUCGGUCUCACUCCCGCCGCUGCUACAGCCAUGGAUGGUGAAGAUUGUCUCAUCGACGUACACAAGCUCCGCUCCGAUUUCCUCCGCGUUCUCUGCUCCAGGCGAACCGCCGCAGUUCCGUUGGCGGUGGAGCAAGCGAAGCCGGUCAAGCAUCCUUUGUUUCAGGAUGAGAAACCGCCGACGUUCAGUGAGGCAAUGGAGUCUUGUCCGAAGGCAGAUAUACCUAAUCUGAAGGAGAAGUUGAAGGAGGAGAAUCUUCACUUGAUCACUGAGGCAGGGGAGCAAGGGCGCUUGCCUAUUCUGAUUCUGAGUCUGAAAGGAGGGAAAGAAAGGAAGCCUGCCGUUGUGUUUCUGCAUAGCACGCAUAAGAACAAGGAAUGGUUGCGCCCAUUGCUUGAGGCGUAUGCUUCACGGGGAUAUGUGUCUAUCGCCAUUGAUUCUCGCUACCACGGUGAACGAGCUCACAACAAAACCACCUACAGAGAUGCUCUUGUGGAAUCAUGGAAGAAAGGUGACACAAUGCCCUUCAUAUUCGAUACGGUAAAAUGGAUCGUUUGCUAUUUCUUCGGGUUGGCUAGCUUCGGCACAAGGGAUGAUCACUUGAUCAGUAGCCAAAUCAACUCCAUUUUUGCAGGCCUGGGACUUGAUCAAGCUUGCGGAUUAUCUCACACAAAGGGAGGAUAUAGACUGUACCAGGAUUGGAAUCACUGGCGAAUCAUUGGGAGGUUGGUUGGAAUGCAUGCAUGGUUUGGUGCUUUUGCGGACAACCGAUAUUCAGUGGUUGUGCCCAUAAUCGGUGUCCAGGGAUUUCGCUGGGCCAUAGACAAUGACAAAUGGCAAGCUCGUGUUGAUAGCAUAAGAGCAGUAUUCGAAGAAGCGAGGAUGGAUUUGAGCAAAAAGGCUAUUGAUAAAGAAGUGGUGGAGAAGGUUUGGAACAGGAUUGCCCCUGCCCUGGCGUCUCGCUUGGAUGCUCCUUACACCGUACCAGCUAUGUCGCCUCGUCCUCUGCUUAUUCUCAAUGGAGCAGAAGACCCACGUUGCCCGAUUUCUGGUAUACAGACUCCAAUGCUGAGAACUCUAGCGGUUUAUGAGGAAGCUAAUGCCGCAGACAAGUUUAAGGUAAUUGCUGAAGCUGGAAUUGGGCACCAGAUGACAAAAUCCAUGGUGAAAGAAGCAAGCUACUGGUUCGAUAAAUACCUCAAACAAUGAAAGCUCUAGUCAGGAUGCAUCAUGUUGAUAAUACCUUGUACUGAACACCAGAAGCUGUCUUCAAUUUGAUGAUCGUCGAGAAAGAUGUGUUAAAUAAAAUGUAACUUUUGGCAACAGUACGUGUAAAAUAUACUAGGUUCUUUCCUUUCUGUCUCAAACAUAAGCUAAUUACACGAAAUCAGCAUUUCAGCUUACAAUACAAAAUCAAAGUCCAGAAAACCAAAUGAUUAACCAUAUCAAGAAUUAUAGUAGUAAACAAACAGAGCAUACAAUAACGGUCUUUUGUAGUUUCAGCCUUUCUUUGGUGAAGCUGCGAGCCUUGUGUACAUUCUGGCCAUGGACUGAUAACCUCUUACAUCGCCAGAGCGCAGAAGGUUUCCUGAAUCACAGUUCAGAGGGCUAUCAGGCUCUGGGUGAGCCAUAAGAGCAAUUAUAGCCCUACAAACCGAUUGAAGCGUCCAUGCUGGACUCCACGCAUUCUUCAAUAUGUCCAGACAUAUCUCCCCAGUCUGCAAAUGCACAUUUGGGUGGAAUAUUUUUGUCAAGAAACGAACUUGAGGAGGCUGCAAGGGAUACUGCUCCGGCACGGCGAAGGCAAGCUGGAAGACUCCACCAUCAAACGGAGUCUCUGAAGGCCCCUGCACGCAGAGCAGUCCAUUUGAAAAUGUUGGAAUCAUCACAAACCAAUUGGAUAUCCGGAUCGGCCGAUUUCUCCCUUUGCACCUCUUUGUAUUCCUUGAACAACCUUGCCCUUGAAGCCUGGAACAAUGCGUCCCAAAAUUGGAAAAUCAUGAUUCAUAAUUCAUCAAGAAAACACGCAAAUCUACCACCCAUGGAAGUGAAGAAACUAACCUGCAUGCUUGCCAGUAGCUUUUAGGAACCACGAUAACAACUGCACUGACACCUCGCCCGGCGCUGAUUCUAAUUUCUAACAGAAGAGAGCUGAUAAAUGGAACAGAAAGAUUUUUCGGGUUUUUCCGUCUCGAGAAGUAAAACUGGAAAAUCAGAGAAACAGAUUUAACAGAACUCGAGCAGCCAUCCCC
Messenger RNA from Linum tenue, 2582 nucleotides. The record is from the annotation of a GenBank genome assembly. NCBI's taxonomy places the organism in Eukaryota, Viridiplantae, Streptophyta, Magnoliopsida, Malpighiales, Linaceae.